AUGAAUACCAUCAAGAUCAUGCGGCUGGUAUUUGCUCAGCAUGGGAUUUGUGUAGAGCUCGUGUCUGAUAAUGGAAGACAGUUUGUGGCUGAGGAAUUUAAAGAGUUCAUGACCCAAAAUGGUGUAAAGCAUAUACUGAUACCCGCUUAUCACCCAAGCAGUAAUGGGCAGGCCGAAUGCAAGCUUAUGGGUCGACAGUUACGCACUCGCCUUGAUUUACUACACCUAGAUGCAUCUCAGCGAAUUGAAAAAAAAGCCUCUGAGAACGAGAAACCAAUGAGGGAACUCGAUAUAGGGGACCUGGUACUGGUUCGGGACUAUCGUCAAAAUACCAAGAAGGGCAUAUGGACUCGAGGAGUUGUGGUUCUUAAAUUGGGUCCAUGCACAUACAAUGUACAAGUGGACGGUUAA
Messenger RNA from Macrobrachium nipponense, 411 nucleotides. RefSeq lists its product as uncharacterized. Gene Ontology annotation, biological process: DNA integration. The transcript has 2 exons. Gene Ontology annotation, molecular function: nucleic acid binding. The record is from RefSeq and is a predicted model, not a curated record. Lineage: Eukaryota; Metazoa; Arthropoda; Malacostraca; Decapoda; Palaemonidae. Bases 1 to 411 code for a protein of 136 amino acids.